This is a messenger RNA of Oncorhynchus masou masou (cherry salmon), 6497 nucleotides long. RefSeq names its product thyroid hormone receptor beta-like. Lineage: Eukaryota; Metazoa; Chordata; Actinopteri; Salmoniformes; Salmonidae. The record is from RefSeq and is a predicted model, not a curated record. Gene Ontology annotation, molecular function: nuclear receptor activity; RNA polymerase II cis-regulatory region sequence-specific DNA binding; zinc ion binding. Bases 369 to 1559 code for a protein of 396 amino acids. The transcript is spliced from 12 exons. Gene Ontology annotation, biological process: cell differentiation; negative regulation of transcription by RNA polymerase II; retinoic acid receptor signaling pathway.
CAAUCCGAGCGCUGCAGUUGUCAGUAGGCUACACUUCGUUUUCCUGGGUCCAUGUUGAAGUUGGUCAGCCCAGACUUUCUCGCAUACUCAGCUUCGUCGGGUCAUUCCAGGCCACGCGUUGCAUCUGUUCCAUCCCGCUCGCAGGUACAACAAACACCGACUACAUCCGCACAAACUCAGUAAGAGAGGAAUGCACCGGCGGAGUGUCGGAAAAUAGCAUUUCUGUGUGCCGACCUGCGUAUGUGGCUCCAAUGGUGUAAGCCGACGCAUCACCGUGGGGGAUUCUGACAGUCCGCAUACAGCCCAAGCCAGUAUCAGAAGGCAGGGGAGGGUAUGAGAAUGGUGUCUAGGCCCUGAAGCCCAGCAGCAUGUCAGAGCAAGGAGACAAAUGCACCACCCCCCGUUGGAAACAUGAGGCCAUGCAAAAUGGGUACAUCCCUAGUUACCUGGACAAGGACGAGUUAUGUGUGGUAUGUGGGGACAAAGCUACAGGAUAUCACUAUCGCUGUAUCACCUGUGAAGGAUGCAAGGGUUUCUUCCGGCGGACGAUCCAGAAGAACCUGAACCCAACGUACGCGUGUAAGUAUGAGGCAAAGUGCAUCAUCGAUAAGGUGACCAGGAACCAGUGCCAGGAGUGUCGCUUCAAGAAGUGCAUCACUGUCGGCAUGGCAACAGACUUGGUGCUGGACGACAGCAAGCGGCUUGCCAAGCGGAAGUUGAUCGAGGAGAACCGUGAGAGGCGGCGGAAGGAGGAGCUCCAGAAAACGGUGUGGGACCGGCCUGAGCCGUCCCAGGAGGAGUGGGACCUGAUCCGCAUGGUCACCGAGGCCCACAUGUCAACUAAUGCCCAGGGAAACCACUGGAAACAGAAACGCAAGUUCUUGAGUGCAGUGGGGGUGAAGGAAACCAAGCCCGAGGACAUUGGUCAAGCGCCGGUCAUAAAUGCACCUGAAGGGAGCAAAGUGGACAUUGAAGCCUUCAGUCAGUUUACAAAAAUUAUCACCCCCGCCAUUACCCGAGUGGUGGACUUUGCCAAAAAGCUGCCUAUGUUCUGUGAGCUGCCUUGUGAAGACCAGAUUAUCCUAUUGAAAGGCUGCUGCAUGGAGAUCAUGUCUUUACGGGCGGCCGUUCGCUACGACCCCGAGAGUGAGACGCUGACGCUUAACGGGGAGAUGGCCGUGACCCGCGGCCAGCUGAAGAACGGAGGCCUGGGUGUGGUGUCGGACGCUAUCUUUGAUUUGGGCUUAUCGCUGUCUUCGUUCCACCUGGACGACUCUGAGGUCGCUCUGCUACAGGCCGUCAUCCUCCUGUCCUCCGACCGUCCGGGGCUGACCAGCGUGGAGCGUAUUGAGCGCUGUCAGGAGGAGUUCCUUCUGGCCUUUGAACAUUACAUCAACUACCGCAAACACAAGGUGGCGCAAUUCUGGCCUAAGCUGCUGAUGAAGGUGACGGACCUGCGGAUGAUCGGGGCGUGCCACGCCUCCCGCUUCCUGCAUAUGAAGGUGGAGUGCCCCAACGAACUUUUCCCCCCACUCUUCCUGGAGGUCUUUGAGGACUGACGGACAGACGGAGGACUGACGGACAGACGGACAGACGCGCACGCACACACCCUGCCAAGGUGUGUGUGUUUGUGUGUGGUCGGGGUGUGUGUGGGCGCCUGUCGGGGGCUACGACAGUGGGCCUCAGAGUGGCUCUAGGCGUCUUGGGACACGUUGGAACUCUCAUUAGCACUACUGAGUCAUUUCAUUCCAUAGCUUUGGUAUAGCCUAGCUUCUCAGCCUAGUUUUUAUGGAUGGAACCAUCCCUUACGAUGCGGGUACAAGUGAACAGCAUUUUCUUUUGAUUUUUAUUUUGUAAAUGUUUCAUCCCUCCUCAGUUACUUCUCUAUAGGUCUUUUGGGUUAAUUGUACAGUCAGUCAGUCGGCUUAUUGGUGAUUAUGUCUAGUUGUUGUCGUUGACAGCGCUCGUUCAGUCAGUCAUAUGAACCAUGCAACUUCUAGUGUUUCAUUUUACUCCAGUUUAUUAUUGAGUGCUGACUCCACCAACCCUGAGAAGGUCAGUACUGUACAAGACAGUGACCGACAGCAGAAGCCAGUUAACCUGCAUUAUUCCAUUCCCUUCCUUUUUGUAUUCUCUUCCUACGAGACUUCCCCAGUCAGGGGAUGUGUAGUAGCUUUCAUAUAGGUGUCCCUCUGGUGCUGGUGUUCUGUGAGAGCUAUAUCUAUACCUGCUCAAUGCUGCCAUUCUAACACACUCUUACUUACAUCAUUCACACCAUAGAAAAAGUCAAUGUUCUGUAGUGGGAUGGCUAUUCUUAUUCUAAUUCUAUUUCUAUGAUUCACACCACAAGCUCCCACCUUGAGUAAACCUAGGCCCAUUUCUAAACAAUGGCAAGGCACAACACUAAACAACUCAUCCAUGUAGAAAAAGCUAGCUGAACGACGGCUUGUUUCUCCUCUUCUGUGUUAACCCUAAACGAUCAGGACAGAUAUAUAAGCACACUUUGACACGAAGUCAGGAAAAAGAUUAAAGCCAUUCAAUAGCUAUCUCUUUUUUUUUCAUGAUGCCACUCAUGCAGUGCCAAAAAAAAUGGGAAUUCAUCCAAUCAUUUUGGAUUGUUUCCCGGAACCAGGAUGCAUGAUCUAACCUGAUCUGAUUGGCUAUCAGUGACUUCUUCUAGAACCUAGAACAUGCUUCUGGCUCUCAUUCACGUUCUAGAGUGUAGACUUGCAUCAUGAAACAGAACGUUAUUGAAACAGAGAGAAUGUUCUUGUUGCUGUCACCAUGGCGUGUAGUUCCUGAGCUGCAGAAGGACAAAUCAGACAGACAGACACUGUGAGCUGUGAUGCUGGCAGAAAUUCCUCCUGCUGUCUCACAAGAUUCCAUGGUAACUUUUUAACUAUGUUCAAGCGUCAUAUUAUAUUCUCAAGAUGUGAGUUACUGAAAGUGAUCAUGAUCCUCCUAUAAGGACUGGUUGUUGCUAUGAUACUUGCUAAUUGGCUGAUUCAUGCCUGUAUGAAUGACAUGUGGGUAGAGUCAGGGGGUCAAACCCUUUCUAUGUUGACCACAGUCAAUGGAAUUCUGAGUCAGAGGAGAGAAUCGCUGCCACUAGAGGUGUCACACCCUGACCGUAGUAUUCUUUGUUUUCUUUGUUAUUUUAGUUAGGUCAAGGUGUGACAAGGGGUGUAUUGGUACACUAUUUAUACCGAAACGUUUGGUACGGGGACCUUGGUUUGGUCCACACUGUGAACCCGAAUGAAUAGAUAAAAAAUAUCUUAAAACAAACUACUAGGCCUAUAGGUUAUGGAUACGCUGCUUUGUAUGCCUCUUGUGUAAAUCUGAGCUGAAAAAACAACAUUUCAGGCUAUUCAGUUAAAUCAACUAGAGCCUAUGCACACAUUGUAGGCCAAUUAAAAUUAGAAUGUUAAUUGGUGCAUUUCAAACUGUCCUUUUGUGAGGCGCAGCCGGGAGCUAGUUCUGUACGAUGGCAAGUGGUGGGGUCGAUAAACCAGGAGGAUUCUCCAUCGACAGUUUGGGAACAUUUUGGCUUCCCAGUAGAUUACAAUGGCGGUGGACAGAGAGAGUAUAUCGCCACUGUAACGGCUUUCUUGGUGUGAAGGAGAGUCGAACCAAAAUGCGGCGUGGCUAUUUAGAUUCAUGUUUUUAAUGAAACACGAAUCAAUACAAAAACAACAAACGUAACAUGAAAACCGAAACAGCCUAAACUGGUGCAAAGUAACACAGAGACAGAAACAAGGACAAUCACCCACCACACACUCAAAGAAUAUGGCUGCCUAAAUAUGGUUCCCAAUCAGAGACAACGAUAAACACCUACCUCUGAUUGAGAACCAGUUCAGAAAGCCAUAGACUUUGCUAGCAAACCCCACUAAGCCACAAUCCCAAUACCUAUGAAAAACCCCAAGACAAAACACACCACAUACCAAAACGCAUGUCACACCCUGGCCUGACCAAAUAAAUAAAGAAAACACAAAAUACUAAGACCAGGGCGUGACAGCCACUGCUCAACCAGAAUAGCCUAUGCAGCUGCCAACACCUCAAACAUGUUGACGCAUUUACGCCAACACCAGAGAAAAACGGAAACGCAAAAAAAACAUUAAAACAAUUUUGUCUCCCCUCUGCAUUCAAGCAGCCCCCCGCAACUGAUUCUGACCGGGCCAAAGAAUUUCUAAGAGCGAUAGGUAUGUUUAUAGCCACGGAUAUGCGCCCAUUCUUGGUGGUUGAGAACAGGGGUUUUCAGCACCUCAUGAAAGUGCUUGAGACACUACAAAAUCCGCACUCUUGCACCCAUUUCAGCAAACGGGUUGUACCCGCUCUAUACAAGCAAGCUAAAGACAAAGUUGUCAAUGAAUUGGCCAAUAUACCCUGUGUUGUGCUUACUACAGAUGGAUGGACCUCCAGGGUAACAGAUAGCUACUUAACAGUGACACCCCAUCACAUUACCCGGAGUGGGAAAUGAGAAGUAUCGUGUGCCCAAUUUGAGAGGCACACAAUUGCGUGCCUUUGUGUCUUUGUGAGAAAACAUUAUAGCAUAGGUCUCUCUAUAUACAAUGUCUGAGCCAUAUUUACAUAUUGAUUUCAAACAUUAAUUGCACUUUUUAGUGUUGUUGUUGAUGAGUAAAAAUACUGUGUUGGUAUUCCUGAUGGUGCUCUCAUCAGGCAUUAUAUGACUCAUGUAUGGAAUCAGGAAUACCAACACUUUGUAUUUUCUUAAAUAAACCAAAAUUAACUACAGUAAAUGUUAGCCUGUCAUUUUCCCCACUGUGCCGAAACCCAAUGGAAUCGUGACCCCAAAACCACAAUACAUACACAACCGUGGGUUUGGUGAACCAUUACACCCCUAGCUGCCACAUUCAUUAAAAAAAAUAUGAUGCAACAUCAGCAGGGUACAGAGAAAAACUUGAUGAUAAAAAAAGCUCUUUAUUUUGGUUGUAUAUUUCUUUAAAAAAAGGUUGUAUGAUAUUGUGGUUUGUUUGCAACAGUUAAAAAAAAGUAAACUUUGUGUAAAAAUCCAACUAUUAUAAGCUUCACACUACUCCUCAAAGCAGCUUGUGUUUUCUCUGUAAAAGUGAUGCCUUUCAUGAAGCAAUAGAAUUCGCAGUGUUUAAAUGACUAGGACCUCACAAUUCACACAAACUGCACAGUUAACAAUGCGCAGACAAUCAGAGAGAGACAGACAGGUAAUUGGAAACAGGAAGUGGUGCAGGGUCCAAAUACUUCCUGGUUUACAAGUUGAAUAGGGACACGGGCUAAGUCAAUGGCCCUAGAAUGAGUUGUGACAAUCAGCAUAUUUGAGGCUAUUCGUUUGAGACAGGCAAGGCGGCACAGAAUGGCAAGUCUUGAUCACAUAAUGACUAGUUAUUUGGAAUGCAAGGUGAUUUAUAGUCGUCUGUAGUUGAUCUCAAACAUGCACUCUGCUGAAUGUCACCUUAUUCCACAAGAUACGUCUUAAAGCGCCAGUGUGGUAUUUUCUCUCGCAAGAGUGGUCACUCUUAAUAACUCAGUUACAAACCAAUAACAAAUGUUGCACCAAUAGAAAAGAAGCUAUUUUACAGUACUACAGAGGAUAAGGAUGUAUAUUUUCAGACUGCAGAAUUUUUUUACAGAUAUUGUAUGCAUUAUGAACAUUUUACUGUUUUACGUAAAUAACGGGAAAAAACAAUCUUUCUCUCAAUUUCAUUGCAAAACCACAAUGACAUACUGUUCUAGAUUUGCUUUAGAUAUAACUAUGUGAACAUCAUGAACUAGUAAGAUUCAUAGACAGAUUGAAGUGUUAGUUUCACCUUGACAAAAUAUCUGUUGGUUACUGUAUGGAACUAUAUCAGUGGUGGCUGGUGGCACUUUAAAUAGGGAGGACAGGCUCAUAGUAAUGGCUGUAAUGAAAUGAAUAGUGGUCUCAAACACAUCAAACAUCUGGUUCAAAUGUGUUUGAUACCAUUCCAUUCACUAUUAUGAGCCCGUCCACUCGUCACCAGCCUCCUCUGAACUCAACAUAUACUAUACUGCAAAGUUGGCCAGGACAAUUUGAAUAAAAACCAGCUCCAUUUCUGAAAGCCAAGCAAAUCCACUCACUGUUUUAAAGAAUAACAAAUUAUUUACUUGUGUGUUUUCUUGACUUAAUGUUUUAGCAGACAAAUACCAACAAUAUGUUGUUCAUGAUGUAGUAAACGUUUAUCAAUGAUAUCCGGAAUAUUGGAUGACAAGUCUAUGGAGAGAAAGAGUGAGAGAAUGAACUUGUGGUGUUAGUGUAAUUGAUUGAGAAUGAGUCUGUGGGUGUAGUGUUUUUGUACCAAAUUGAAACGUGUUGCACACAGCGUUGCCUAUGGAGUUGAAUCUGACCUGUUUUGACUUGGGUACCCUGGAAGAAAAGACAAGUUGCACAAAAAAUAUAAUAAUUAUGAAUUUGGAUCCUCAUGAUUAUGAUGCCAUUUGCACGUAAUGUGAAUUGGAUCUUGAGAAUAAAGAUGGUUUUAAGAAAA